GGUUUAACACCCCACCCAUUAGGCCCCCCGCCCCACCUUGGGGGGCGAAAUUACCAGAAAACCAGUUGAUUAAAAACGGUAAAUGAUUACCCGACUCUAUAACGGGUAAUCAUUUACCGAUCGUGUUUAAAACAUAUAAACACGACAGUUUGGGUUUUGAAACCCAUUAUUUCAAAACCCAAAUUUCCCUCCCUCAAUCGCAUCCUCUCUCAAAGCUCGGUUCCACCACUUCAAUCAUCUCAAAGGUCGGUUCUAAUCAUCAUCAAAGCUCCCACAAAGACCCAUUCCAUUACAUUCAAAAGAUAGCGAGAAUGAAGGGCGGGAGGAAGAGGUCACGACAUGCUUCUACUAGUGAGGAUCCAGCGGAUCGACACGAGCGCUUGCAUGCUUCUACCAGGCGCGGCGACCAUAUUGCAGCCACUCAGGCGGUAGAGGCUUCAGCUCCGUCUCCAUCCCCAUCUGCUACUCCGGUCGAGGCUCCGUUAGCUACCCCGGCUCCAUCUGCUACUCCGGUCGGGGCUCCGUCAGCUACCCCCGCUCCGUCUGCUACUAGGGCUCCGGCUGAGCUGGACCCUGCUCCGUUGUCUCCGAUGGCUGAGUUACCUCGUCAGGAGACAUCUUCUUCUGAGCCUAGUGGCGAGGAGUCUUCUUCUUCUUCUGAGCUUAGUGGUGAGGAGGAGGAGCCUCUUAUUCUGCAGGAGGAGAUUGAUGCUGCUGAUGUUAUGCCAGAUGUGGUGCCAGAGGGCGGUGCAGAGGGCGGUGCGGAUGACGACCUCAUCCAGAGGGUGGCACCGUUUCCCGGGGGGCCUGAGGAUCUGUCGCUUCUUGCGCAUUAUCCUGACCACAAGGCUCCUUGGACGUGGCAGGCACUUCUUCGCACAGACCCGCGGUACGUGGACCGUCGGACAUUGAGGGUGGCCACUGUUGGGGGGAAGGUAUGGAACCUCCCCUGUGAUGGCGAUUCAGAGGCCCACACACAUGUGCGACAGCUGCUGCAGCAGAUGGGUUUGUAUCACCUGCCUUGGUGCGGGUUACCGGAGACAGACCCAGCUGUCGUACUGGCCCUUGUUGAGAGAUGGCAUGAGGAGACGAGGUCGAGGUUCUACACUCCGGGCAGAGGGGAGCGAGACGAGGUUGCAGCGCUCUGCGCCCAGCUCCUGGGAGGAUCUGUUGCUGCUUAUCUGGCUGAGUUUGAGGCGGCAGGUGGCCAGAACAUUCGGUUCAUUACUCUGAAGACCAUGUACACGUCUGCUAUGGAUGGGGGACGCUAUGAGGAUGCUGCUAGGAUCUGGCUGGUGAACCAGCUUGGUGCCACCCUCUUUGCCAGCAAGAGUGGUGGUUACCACACUACUGUCUACUGGAUCGGGAUGCUUGAGGACCUCGGUCGCGUGUCGGAGUACGCGUGGGGUGCGAUUGCGCUGGCUUCGUUGUACGAACAGCUGAGUCGUGCAUCCCGCAGGAAGACAGCGCAGAUCGGUGGGUUCACCUCCCUCGUGCUGUCAUGGGCGUAUGAGUACAUAUCCAGCAGCGUCAUUAUCAGGACGGAGGUCCCCGGCUACACACAGGACCAGCCUAGGGCGCAGCGGUGGUCCACGUCUCGGAUCGCGCAUUCCGGACUCGAUGAGAGACGAGUCAUGCUCGAUGAGCUUACAGUGGAUGAUAUCACAUGGACCUCUUUUGAGGACCAUCGAGAUGUUCGACCGCGGGAUCCCAGGGCCCUCUAUUCCGGCUACAUCCGGACACCUUACGGCCGGUCUGUGAGCCGACAUCUACCAGAGCGGGUUAUGCGCCAGUUUGGCUUCAUACAGGACAUCCCUCGACACCCCUCUGAGAUCCAGACGACGGGGUCCCUUGCUGAGACCACAGAUGCUGCCUAUGCUGAGUUUGAGCCGCACCUCCGCCCUCAGGGGAUACCUGCUACAUAUCCGGGAGAGGCGGUGGAGGGUUACAUGAGGUGGUAUAGCAGAGUGUCACAUGUGUUCAUCAUCCCUGAGGAUAGGAGGGAGGAGCUUAGUGCCGUGUCUGCCAUACGUAGGGGUGUGGAGUUUUUGGAGCAGUCCCUGGAGGUGCCAGGUGCUCUUGCUCUAGGGACACAGCCCCGGAUCCUCACGGAGAGGGCGCUCGAUCUCUUUUGA
Messenger RNA from Lotus japonicus, 2135 nucleotides. RefSeq names its product protein MAINTENANCE OF MERISTEMS-like. The record is from RefSeq and is a predicted model, not a curated record. Lineage: Eukaryota; Viridiplantae; Streptophyta; Magnoliopsida; Fabales; Fabaceae. The transcript is spliced from 5 exons. The coding region runs from base 312 to 2135 and encodes 607 amino acids.